CAAGUCUCUACCAUAGCAAAUUACAGAAAGACCAUGUUUCGUGGAAAAGCUCCUUUCCUCCUAAGAACUGCGAUCCAAAGAAAUUCUGCUUUGGAGAAAAAGUCAUUAUGUUUAAGUAGCAGCUUUCCAAAACGGUUCAAUCAAACGAGUUCAGUUUUCCGAGCAAAAGCUGCUCCUUCAUGGAGCCAACUAGCAUCCAUAUUAUCAGGGGCAGCCGGUCUAUCAUUGUUUUUUGGAUUUUACCUCAAUAAAAAGGUGUUUAAUGAUUCAAAACCCGACUCAGAUAACGGAGCCUAUGUUGGAGAGCAUGUCCGAACAGAAACUCAGGCUUACAAUGAACCGUAUAUGCAACAACAUCGCAUUGAAGAUUCAAUUGAAGCAAAAUUAGACGAAAAGAAGAAAGAGAUGGUAGAAAAAGCAUGGAAACCUAAAACACCAGAAGAACAAAGCAAUAAUGAUCCAAAACAGCUUGACUCUGAUGCCAGCGUCUACUCCGAUGAUGACGUUCCUGAGCAGGAGACUUCGACUGAGCAAGGUAACAUAACCAAGCAGCUAGAAGAAGUUGAAGAAGAAGGCAGUGAAGAAUCCGCCUUUGAUCCUGAAACCGGAGAAAUUAACUGGGAUUGCCCUUGUUUGGGGGGAAUGGCUCAUGGUCCCUGUGGGGAAGAGUUCAAGGCCGCCUUUAGUUGCUUUGUCUACUCAAAAAGUGAGCCUAAAGGCAUGGAAUGUCUUGAAAAAUUUCAGGCUAUGCAAACCUGUUUCCAACAGCAUCCUGAUGUCUACAAAGAUUUGACUACUGAAAAAGAAGAAGGAGAAAGCAGCGAAGUUCCUGCAAAGGAUGCAGCUUCUUCGAAUGAUAAACCUGUUAGUAACGAUGAAGUCAAGGAAAUUUCUACUUCAAACACAAGUCCAGCUAAGGAUGAUUCCUAAGUUCACGAAAAGAGUUUAUAUACGCCUUGUUGGUGUGGUAUUAUAUACAAUGAGUUUUGAAGAAAAAAACAGCGAUACGAUCAUUAUGUAUUUUCAUAGUGUUGAAUACAUGAAGCUUUAGUAUUAGCUUUGCAUAAGGGAUAGGUGACUAUAAACUUUAAUAAACAGUAUUUUCUUUUCUUGCCAUUUAGGAAAACGAGACGCUAAAAAUAGCCAACUUUACAGAGUACGACUUAUGGUAAUGAAUGACCGAUUGCGCUUUGUUUUACAAGCUAAGUGUCAACAGAUUCAGACCGUUGACCAUUAGCUUGAGCAAUCAACCUAUAAGUUUGCA
Molecule: messenger RNA, 1264 nt
Organism: Schizosaccharomyces cryophilus OY26
Lineage: Eukaryota; Fungi; Ascomycota; Schizosaccharomycetes; Schizosaccharomycetales; Schizosaccharomycetaceae
Product: TIM22 inner membrane protein import complex subunit Tim40
Exons: 2
Coding region: 34-930 (298 amino acids)
Biological process (GO): protein import into mitochondrial intermembrane space
Cellular component (GO): mitochondrial intermembrane space
Molecular function (GO): protein-disulfide reductase activity
Source: RefSeq, a predicted model, not a curated record